This is a messenger RNA of Puccinia triticina, 1812 nucleotides long. RefSeq lists its product as uncharacterized. The transcript has 7 exons. The record is from RefSeq and is a predicted model, not a curated record. Gene Ontology annotation, molecular function: hydrolase activity, hydrolyzing O-glycosyl compounds. Gene Ontology annotation, biological process: carbohydrate metabolic process. Lineage: Eukaryota; Fungi; Basidiomycota; Pucciniomycetes; Pucciniales; Pucciniaceae. Bases 1 to 1812 code for a protein of 603 amino acids.
AUGCAAGUCAGGCUGGCAGUCUUGUCCAGCUUAUUCCUCAUCACCACCAACAGCCAAGGAACCAUCCAGCAGCAACUCGUCCUCGAUCCAAACCAUCACCAACAGCAUCAGCAAGAACUGUCCGCCUUCGAUCGUCCGCCUGGAACCUAUCUCGGUUGGUCUAGCUGGAGCUUACAAGCCUACAGAGGAGAGGGAUAUGGCUUCUACUGGUUGACUGAGCGGAAUGUCAAGGCCCAAGCUGACAUACUGUCCAAAGAGUUCUCUCCAUUCGGGUAUGACCGCAUCAACUUGGAUUCUGGAUGGCAAGAUGCUGAACUCGAUCAAUAUGGUCGAACGAUUCUCAAUACUAGGACCUUCCCUAGCGGGAUUCAUCAUCUGCAGUCCUAUCUAGCGCGAAGAAAUCUCAAGCUAGGUUUAUAUUAUCUACCGGGGAUUGAUUCUCGAGCAGUGGAAAACCAACAUCCGGUGAUGAACACGGAAUACACGGCCGACCAAAUUAUCCAAUGCCCUGUCAUUCAUCACCCGUUAGACAGCAAACGAAGGACGAAGUGCCACCGGCCGAUGGCUAAUGCAUUCAACGCUGGCUAUUCUUUGAACUACAGUCAUCCAGGUAGUCAAAUGUACAUCAACAGCGUGGUCGAUGGGCUGUAUAGUUGGAACGUAAGCUUCGUGAAGCUGGAUGCCCUCGUCCCUGGUUCCUCGUUCGACCCGGAGGAUUACCCCAAGUGUGACACUCGGGCGGAUCUAGCAGCGUGGCGGAGAGCGAUCGAUUCGCGCUACGAAGAGGAGUGGCAGUAUGCGGGUCGGGAGCGGAUCUGGCUGGUGGCCAGCUGGGCAAUCCCCACGAUCGAAGGCCCCACAAUGGAUCUGAACGCGGACAGCUGGCGGGUCGAACAAGACAUAGAGGCCUAUGGAGAACGGAUGACCACCUUUGAUCGCGUCAUUCGUAAUAUCAAGACCGCUGCCCUCUGGACCUCCGUUGAAGAAAACCGCGCAUGGAGGGGUCUCAUCGACCUCGAUUCCCUCCUCGUCAGCGACAUGACUUACGAGGAAUCCCAGAGUACCGUCACCCUCUGGGCAGUCCUUGGCUCGCCAUUUUAUUUGGGAGAUGACUUGACGAGGCUACCCGAAUCACGAAAAGCGUUGGUGCAGAACGCUGAAGUGCUCGAAGUCGCCCGCUUGGCGAGCUGGAACCCCGCCCGACUCGAGCGAUUCAAUCAGACUCGACUCGAGGAAUCCCGCACAAUGUGGCAAGGAGAUAGAAACCAGGUGAACAUUGAAGAAUGUGAGAGGCUUGUCGAGAAGCGGCGGAUGGUCGUCGAACUGUCCCUCCAUCAGAAAGUCGACCCUGUUCACGACCUCCGUCAAUGCUUGAAAACUCAAAUCAAUCAGUCUAGAUCUCUUCCUAUCAAUCCUCCCCGAGCCUACUCCCGUCCCGAUACGCAGGAAAAUAGUGAAUGGAGUCUUCAAUUUUGGGUCUUGGAACAUCAUGAUGGCGUUCUCUUCUUGGCCAUCGUUAAUGCCGGCGGCCAAAAUCCGUUUGACAUGCCGGUAGAAGUUGAAAUCCAGCUAAGUGAGCUAGAAAAAUUUCAAGGAACCCUGCAGUCCAUGCGCAAGAAUGAUAACGGACAACAAGGAGAAGAACGGUGGUAUCUAGUUCGAGACUUGUGGAGGAGAGAAACACUCGGAGUGGUUAGCUUCCAAGGGAAGAUCAAGCUCAGAUUGGCUGUCCAUGCUUCGGUCUUGUUCAAAUUCGCUCCCAUCGGUUCUGACCAUUCACAAUAUCCCCUCAUGUCGGAUGAUUCCCUUUAA